AUGGAUGAGCCAAGUAAUAGUGAACAGCCGGUUGUGCAAUUUCCUGCUAGCCUGGAUCCAAAGGAUUACUCGGCGGAUCAGGUCACUGAAAUGGAACGAAUGGCCAGUGUCCUUAUGUCACCAUCAUCCAGCGUGACACCAGAAGCUCGCAGACAUGCGGAGCAGUUUUUCGUUCUCCUGCACGAGACGCAAAUGUCGCCGGAAUAUUGCCGCUUGGUAAUCGAGUCAACAACCAAUGAAUUUGUGGUCUUCGAAAUGGUUCAAAAUUUUGUUUCAAACAUCUUCCGACAAUGGGUCCUGCUCGAAGCUCCUCUUGUUCGACAGUGUUUUGAAUAUUUCUUUUCUGGAGCUGUACGCCAUUUCAGGUCCAAUUACAGGGGUUCAAAGCUACUUCGCACGGAAAUGUUACGGGCCUGCGCAAAGCUGCUCAAACGAUCAAUUUUUGAUUCGAAAGCAUGUGAUGCAACUACGCUGGAUCAGACAGUUCACUUCUUAAUUGCAAAUGAAGAUCCAGACCUUCAAGUACUUGGUUGUGAAUAUAUUGAAGCAAUUGCCACCGAGUUUGGAACUUCUUGGCGUGCUGCCAAUCUUGGCAUCACAUUCGAUUUCCAUCUUCGUGCACGACGUACUUUUGAGCAACGCAUGUGCGAGAAUUUUUUACGUGUGGCCGAACUUGUUCUGUCCUGGAAUUUUGAAGAACAUCGUUUUCCGAUACGUAUCUCAUACGCCGAUGAAUCGUCACCAGCAGCUACACUUCGACCACCAUAUUCUUGGAAAGAAAUCUUUCGCUCCGAUAAUUUUCUGUGUAUUUUCUUCGAGUUACACAAACGUGUACGUCAUAAGGAAACGAUGCGUACAUCGUCGAUGAACUGUCUCAUCCAGCUAUCAUCAUUGAUGGGUGUUGUGCUGAUGUAUGAGGAUCCUGUUGAUUCUGCCGAACCUUUAGGUCUACUUGACAGUGAACUAAUUGGCGUUUCGUUGAUAAUCUACAAAUUGAUAACUUAUCAUCAGAUAUAUGCAUUUGGUCGUAUCGGAGAACCAUUCGUGAAA
Messenger RNA from Gongylonema pulchrum, 1050 nucleotides. NCBI's taxonomy places the organism in Eukaryota, Metazoa, Nematoda, Chromadorea, Rhabditida, Gongylonematidae. The record is from the annotation of a GenBank genome assembly.